Molecule: messenger RNA, 2134 nt
Organism: Oncorhynchus mykiss (rainbow trout)
Lineage: Eukaryota; Metazoa; Chordata; Actinopteri; Salmoniformes; Salmonidae
Product: homeobox protein MOX-2
Biological process (GO): positive regulation of transcription by RNA polymerase II; somite development
Cellular component (GO): nucleus
Molecular function (GO): DNA-binding transcription factor activity, RNA polymerase II-specific; RNA polymerase II cis-regulatory region sequence-specific DNA binding
Source: RefSeq, a predicted model, not a curated record
CCAACUUCCCUGGAACCACCUUCUCCCUGGAACCACUCUGGCCUCAGCCGUCUCUCUUCUCCUCCGUCUCUCCUCUCCUCCGUCUCUCCUCUCCGUCUACCAUCUCAGCAUAGUCAGUGUUUACCAGCGCUGCGCCUGGCAACAAGCUGCAUGCUCAGGAUUACAGGAGGCCUUACCUUUCAACACUGUGAGCUCUGCCUUCCUGCUUCGAUCUCUCUCCUUGGGAACUAACGCGGGGCACACGGAGGUGCGAGGUGAGAGAGCCGUGGAGGAGAGCCCUGAUUUGAGGCGCCGUGUCCGCACACCUCCCUCAACUGGCUUCAGUCCUCUCUACUCUCUCUCUGUCUUGUGGUCUCGAUUAGUGUCUGGUUGUUCCUGGAGGUUUUGGUGGUUGUGUGUGUGGUGGACUUAGGGGAGUUCGUCUCACGGGUGGAUCUCGUGGAGCACCGUGAUGGAUCACUCCCUGUUUGGGUGCCUCCGGAGCCCCCACGCCCCGGCCCAGGGCCUGCACCCCCACCCUGCCUUUACCCAGUCCCCGCUGGUGCUGCACGGACGCUCCGACCACAUCUCCUACUCCAACCUGCCCGACUCCUCGUCCCCCUGUGGGGGGUACCCUGGACCUGGGGGGGAGGAGGCGUACGGAGGGCAGCAACACCACCAUCGUGGAGGACACCUCCAUCAGCAUCAGCAGCAUCCCCACCACUCACAGCACCAGGCCCACCAGACCCCCUGGCAUGUCCCCCAGAUUCCCUCACCCAACACCAGGCAUGGCCUCUGCCUGCCUCCUCCGGACAGGCAAGUCUCAGAACUGUGUGGUGGAGGGACCGUGAAUCUGUGUGGAUUCCAGACUAACCCCGGUCUAGGAGGUAGUAGUGACCCUACAGGUGUGUCGUGUGUUCCUGGGGACGUUGGACGACAGACGAUGUCCCCGGACGAGACGGAACAGAGACGGAACAGUAAAGGAAAAGAUGACUUGCACAGCUCAGAUUCCCAGGACGGGAGCUAUAAGUCUGACGUGAACAGCAAGCCCAGGAAGGAGAGGACAGCGUUCACCAAGGAACAGAUCCGGGAACUGGAGUCAGAGUUUGCGCACCACAACUACCUGACGAGACUUAGGCGAUAUGAGAUAGCAGUCAACCUCGACCUCACAGAAAGACAAGUGAAGGUGUGGUUCCAGAACAGAAGGAUGAAGUGGAAGCGUGUUAAAGGAGGUCAACAGGGGGCAGCAGCCCGGGAAAAAGAACUUGUCAACGCGAAGAAGGGAACGCUGUUGCCGUCAGAGUACUGUGGCAUGGUGGGAGGAUUACACCACUCCUCCAGUUCCCCUGGUAAUGAGGACAGUCACGACAGCGACCAGAGCUCAGAGCACGCUCAGUUAUGACCCUGACCCGCCACAUAGGCCACGCAGUGGUCAAAGGUAAAUUUUGUAGCCAUUUGGACAAACGUCUAAAAUUGCAGUGAGUUGAUGUGAUCAUGUUGCAUUUGUAGGUACAGAAUUACAUACAUAGGCCUACAUACUCACUAUGCUCUCAUGAGUAGAAAGAAGACAUGGGCUUAUACUCUCUCAAGAAACAGCAGCGGGUGUUCUGACUAAAGGUGUUUGUUGACUGGCUAAGGAGUGGAGGAAGAAAGAUAAAGUAAAGGUAAGCAAGAAGAGGAAGGAAUGGAACGAGGAUGGAAUGAUCAACUGGAUGUGUAAGAUCAAAUAAAAAAAUAUAUGCUUGUGAGCAAAGCCUCAAGCUCCUGAGACUGUAAAUUGGGAAUAUAACAGGAUAUUAUUGUGAACAUUCCACAAGUGCCUUGCAUUGAUAAAAUGGCUUGGAUUUUUGCACUGUCAAAUACUAAAUUCUACUGUAUUUUCUCGGUUUGGAAUACGACAAUCAUGCAAUGAGCUUUAAGUAAAAAUGUGGAAUUGAAUUGAAUAGUAGGCUAUUACCGUGAGUCCUAUUAUUCUGCUUUACUCACAACAUAACUGAAUGAUGCAUAUUCAUCUCCCGACUGUUGAUCCAUUGGUUUUACAUUGUUCUCCCACUAAGUCUUAAAAGUUUACCUUUGAGUGAAAUAUAUAUAUAUAUAUAUCAUUUUAUUACAUAUAAAUCUGGGACAUAAUGGUUUCUUAAGUGAAUAAAACUGA